Dacryopinax primogenitus is the source of this 1724-nucleotide messenger RNA. Its product is annotated as phytanoyl-CoA dioxygenase. NCBI's taxonomy places the organism in Eukaryota, Fungi, Basidiomycota, Dacrymycetes, Dacrymycetales, Dacrymycetaceae. The record is from RefSeq and is a predicted model, not a curated record. The transcript is spliced from 13 exons. The coding region runs from base 1 to 921 and encodes 306 amino acids.
AUGUCACCCGUAUCUGUCGACGACUCAAAACUGACGUAUCUCACGCCUUCGCAAGUCUCUAAGUUCUAUGACGACGGUUAUCUUGUCAUUCCACAGUUUCUUGAUCAAGAUGAAGUUGAUAAGCUCAUGAAGCGCACCCAAGACCUGCUGGAUUCGUUUGACCUAGAAGGACACCCAUUGACAAAGUUCACGACCGGCGAGUCAGAGGACGAGUCCAAACAUGUCGGAGACGACUACUUCCUCAACAGCGGGGACAAAAUCCGGUUUUUUAUGGAAGAAGAUGCGGUUGGGAAAGAUGGCAAGUUGAAUAGACCGAAGAACAGGGCUGUGAAUAAGAUUGGUCAUGGUUUAUAUGAAUGUGAUGCGGUGUUCAGAGAAGUUAGCCCUCACAACCCGAAGCUGAAAGCUGUGGCAAGAGAUCUGAAGUUUCAUAAGGACCCAGCGAUUCUUCAGUCUAUGGUGAUAUGCAAGCAGCCUGAGAUCGGAGGAAAGGUUCCUGAGCAUAACGACUCUACAUUCCUCUACACCGACCCUCCUUCCGCGAUCGGAUUUUGGUUCGCUCUCGAGGCUUGUACACCAACGAACGGGGCGCUCUCCUUUCUCCCCGGUUCCCAUAAGACCACGCCCAUCAGCAAACGGUUCGUUCGCCUGCCGACGGGCGGAACGGGCUUCGAGCAGCUUCAGGAAGAGAAUGCGCCAACGGAUGAUGCAGAAUAUGUGUUGGAGACUUGUGAUGCAGGGACCCUCGUGCUAAUCCACGGGAGCGUGUUACACAAGUCGGAGAAAAACCUCUCGCAGGCGACGCGUUAUGCCUAUACUUUUCACAUGAUUGAGUCCGAACCAUAUGCCAAGUAUGACGAGAAGAACUGGUUGCAGCCAACACAAGAAAUGCCGUUCACGAAGCUGUUCGCCCAAGAAUAAAAUUUCGCAAUACCGGGGAUAAAAUCUAUAUUUGUACACUUUUUACAUGGCUCAGUCUACCACUUAGAAGUCUUAAGCCGAGUUCCGGUUCCUCACGCGGCCAGCUUCAGGCCUUCCUGUCCUAUGUAAUGCCGAGCGAAGAGGUCGUUCUGGAUCCAGAGUGCCUUGUUUACCGCCAAGAUCAUCCGGCGUUUGUCCUUCAAUGGGAGCGUUUCCUCCGGCAGAGAAAGGAGGGUGUCAGCCAACAGAGAUUCCACCCAGCCAAGCAAAGCGUUCAUCUGGAUGUACUCGACAUGGAGUGGUUCCUUCUUCUCACGAUGCUUAAAGCCAGCCUUGCCUGUGUGCAUGAUGCCGACCUUGUCCAUGUACUCCCAUUGCUUGAUGGACUUGUAGUCGCCAGUCAGAAGCUUCACAAUCCACACCUUUAGGAAAUCCUUGCGGAACUUGAUCUGUUCCGAGUCAUGACCCAAUGUAUCGAGGUUCGUUGCGAGGUUUCCCUCAAAUCCAGCGUUGCGAGGGAGGAAGGAAACUUUUGUCACGUCGUACGUGAAGAGCUUGCCGUAUACAGCAUCGAGGAUGGUCGGGAUCAGAGGGGUAGCAAGGGGUGCAAUGUCCUUCAGUGCUUGUAUAUCGGAAUCGCUGAACUCGAGGAAGUCCGUUAAGUAUGCCAUACGCGCUUCAAGGGAAGUGUAGAGCGUGUCAUGGUCAACAUGCUUCAUAGGGGGAACACCGUGAGCGCGUCCGUCUGACAUGAUGAUGUCGUGAGAGUUGUGGUAUUGAAGAGUGGAGAAGACUGGUCGAGA